Molecule: messenger RNA, 2863 nt
Organism: Pseudomyrmex gracilis
Lineage: Eukaryota; Metazoa; Arthropoda; Insecta; Hymenoptera; Formicidae
Product: hexose transporter 2-like
Exons: 8
Coding region: 34-2703 (889 amino acids)
Biological process (GO): transmembrane transport
Cellular component (GO): membrane
Molecular function (GO): transmembrane transporter activity
Source: RefSeq, a predicted model, not a curated record
AACGUUCAACACGGUGAAGUGAUUGAUAACAAAAUGAAGAAAGUUUACCCCGCUGCUGUUGUAGCUAACAUUGGAGUACUGUCGGGCGGUCAAUUUUUUGGUUGGGCAUCGCCGACAUUACCUAAAUUAAGACAAAAUGAUACUGAAUAUCCUGUGCAUUUGACUUCGGAUGAAGCUUCUUGGAUAGCAUCUCUUAUUAUGCUUGGUACACCCAUAGGUGCAAUUAUCUGUGCACUUAUCGUGAAUAUCAUAGGCAGAAAAAAGACUAUGUUAGUUGCAGCUAUACCAUUAAUAAUCAGCUGGGUGAUAAUAAUCUUUGCAACGUCCUCAUGGCAGCUGUACAUAUCGAGACUUAUAUCCGGAUGUGGUACGGGCCUCGUUUUUACAACUGCGCCAAUGUACGUGGGCGAAAUUUCGCCGUCGGAAAUUCGUGGUUACUUGUUAGCCAUAUUUACAGUAGCUUCAAGUUUGGGCACUCUUUUGCAAUAUACGAUAGGCCCGUUUCUCUCAGUGAAAAAUCUCGCUCUCGUUUCUUUGAUAACUCCGUGCUUGUUUCUGAUCGCUCUUAUUUGGCUACCGGAAUCUCCGUAUCACUUGAUGCAAAUCAACGAAAAGCAGAAAGCCAUAAAUUCUCUCAUUCAAUUGAGAGGUACAAAAGACGUUUACGAAGAGGCAGAAAGUAUCGAGCGGUCUGUAAAAGCAGAUUUAGCUAAUAAAUCCAAUUUUCGAGAUCUUUUGUUCAUAACAAGUAAUCGCAGAGCUGUAACAAUUGUAGUAUGCCUUAGCAUAUUUCAACAUACGACCGGUUUUAUGGCUAUAAUGCAGUACGCCCAAACACUCUUCGAUGAAGCAAAAACCGAUUUGGAUGGUAAAUAUUUGACCAUAAUAAUAGGUGGCGUACAAUUAAUUUGUGCAGGCAUCUGCAUGUUCAUCACCGAUCGUUAUGGCAGAAAGUUGCUUCUGAUAAUUUCUUGUAUCGGUGCGGCAUGUACAAUCGCCAUAGUCGCAAUAUAUUUUACCCUCCAACACUAUCGCGUGAAUACUAGCGAAUUCACGUGGUUAUCCGCUAUAGGUUUAAUUAUGUACUUUAUCAUGAACAGCGUGGGUCUUGCUCCUGUACUACCCAUUCUGAGUGGCGAAGUGUAUCCCAUGAACGUAAAGGCUUUAGGCGGUAUGUUGUCUUUGCUGGUAGCUACUCUAACUUCUUUCAUCGUAAUAAAACUAUAUGCGGUAUUAGCUGAUAAUAUUGGCACGUAUGUACCAUUGUGGAUAUUUUGCGCGUCCGGUUUUCUUGGUGCAUUAUUUACUUAUUUUUACUUACCUGAAACUAAAGGCAAGACUCUGCAGCAGAUACAGGAAAAGUUUAAAAAAUCAUCGAAAAAAAUAAAAAGAAAUCUUGGUAUGCUGUCAGUCGGUCAAUUUUACGGCUGGCCAUCGCCAAUGUUGCCUAAACUAAUAAAUGACAAGGACGCUGAUUAUCCUGUGCAUUUGACUUACGACGAAGCUUCCUGGAUAGCAGCUCUAUUCAUGCUCGGUGCACCCAUAGGUGCAAUUAUCUGUGCACUUAUUGUGAAUAUCAUUGGCAGAAAAAAAACCAUUUUAUUUGCAGCUGUACCAUCUUUAAUUGGCUGGUUAAUGAUAAUUUUUGCGACGUCACCAUGGGAACUGUACAUAUCGAGAUUCAUAUCCGGAAUAGGCGUGGGCCUCGCUUAUACUAGUACGCCGAUAUAUGUAGGCGAAAUUUCGCCUUCAAAGAUCCGCGGUACCUUGACAACCAUGGUAGGAUUUGCUGCAUCCGUCGGUAUAACUAUACAGUACAUAAUAGGUCCGUUUCUCUCAGUGAAAAAUCUCGCCUUUGUGUCUUUGACGUUUCCGUGUCUGUUUGUGAUCACUUUUAUAUGGGUACCAGAAUCUCCGUAUUAUUUGAUAAGAAAGAACGCACACCAGAAAGCUAUAGAUUCUCUCGUUCAAUUGCGAGGUACAAAAGAUGUUUACAAAGAGGCAGAGAGUAUCGAGCAAUCCGUAAAAUCAGAUUUAGCUAACAAAUCUAGUUUUCGAGAUCUUCUCAUACCUAGUAAUCGCAGAGUUCUAACGAUUAUGAUGUUCCUCAGUAUAAUUCAACAAGCAGUCGGUGUUUUUCCUAUAUUGUCAUAUAGUGAAAUAAUCUUCAAUGAGGCGCGUACCAAUCUGGAAGGCAAAUACCUUACUAUAAUAUUAGGCGUCAUGCAAAUGAUCUCCGCAAUCACUUGCAUGUUCGUUACCGAUCGUUUCGGCAGGAAAUCACUGAUGAUAAUUUCUUGCAUCGGUGUGGCGUGCACGAUCGGUCUGGUCGCAACAUAUUUCACUCUGCAAUAUUAUCACGUGGACACCAGCGAGUUUGCAUGGUUGCCCGCUAUUGGUGUACUCUUGUACAUAGUUAUGUCCAGUCUAGGUCUCACUCCUCUACUGCCUACUUUAAGUGGCGAAAUAUUCCCCAUGAACGUAAAAGCAUUUGGUGGCAUGAUGGUCUUAGUAACAACUACUGUGAUCGCUUUUGUCAUGGCAAAAAUACAUGCGUCGUUAGCAUAUAGUAUCGGCCUCCACGCACCAAUGUGGAUAUACUGCGUGUGCGGUUUUCUUGGUGCUUUAUUUACUUUUCUUUACUUACCCGAAACCAAAGGCAAGACUCUGGAGGAAAUACAGAAGAAGUUUGUAAAAUCAUAGAAAAAGUGAAGAAAUGUUUAAAGAGAAAACAUUUAUGGUUACUUUUUCAUACAUUCAUGAGAGAUCAAAAGAAACAUAAACAUAAUUCAUUCCAUACGAAGCUCAUAUCUCACCUGAAAUAUAAUCUGUGCCAUAAUAAAGUAAAACUUUUUUUACAAUA